AUGGAUCCUCAACAGGAAAUGUCAAACGAGACAUUGGAAACCAUAUUGGUAAGCUCAACAAAAGGAAUCAAUAAUAACGCUACGAAAAUGGAAGAGGAAAUGAAGAAGAAGCAAGCAAAAGGAGAAUUGGGAGGAGAAGCUCAAAAUUGUCCAAGAUGUGAAUCUCCAAACACAAAGUUUUGUUACUACAACAACUAUAGUCUCUCUCAACCUCGUUACUUCUGCAAAUCUUGUCGGAGAUAUUGGACUAAAGGUGGUACUCUCCGUAACGUCCCCGUUGGUGGUGGUUGCCGUCGAAACAAACGGUCUUCUUCUUCCUCAUCUUUCUCCAAGAACAACAACAAACCUAUUAGUUUCCACAAUGAUCCACUUCACAGCCCUUUAAUGCAACCAUCUUUUGGUUAUGACUCCAUUGACCUCAACCUCGCUUUUGCUACUCUUCAAAAGCAUUCAUCUUCUCAGGCUACACCUUCUUUUGGGUUUGGAGGCGAUCUUUCUGUUUAUGGAAACUCAACGAACACACACUCUGGUGUGUUCGGAAACGGAGGGAUCUUCGGAGGGCAAAACGAGAAUCCAAGCAAGGUCUUAUGGGGAUUUCCAUGGCAGAUGACCGGAGAUUCUACAGGAGUUGUACCGGAAAUUGAUCCCGGAAGGGAAAGCUGGAAUGGGUUGGCUUCAUCUUGGAAUAAUGGUUUACUCAACACUCCUUUGGUCUAG
Molecule: messenger RNA, 717 nt
Organism: Microthlaspi erraticum
Lineage: Eukaryota; Viridiplantae; Streptophyta; Magnoliopsida; Brassicales; Brassicaceae
Source: the annotation of a GenBank genome assembly